AUGAAGUUCUUCGCCACCCUUGCUCUUCUGGCAGCCACUGCGACCGCUAGCCCUGUUACUACGACCUUCACCCUCUUAACCUCCGGUGCCUCCAACAGCAGUCUGAACGACCUGUACUUGACCACCAAGUCGACUGGUCCCUUGAACAGUUUGGCCAUCUUCACCAGCGGGGCUAGCGAUGCUGCCACAUUCUGGCUGACCAACGGCACUGUGCGGUAUAAGACGGAGAAUGGUGCCCCAUGGUCCAUUGCUCUUGUUUCCGAGGAUGAACGCAAAGCUCCUGUUGAGGUGAGCGUUAGUCCUACCACUGGUGGAACUGGAUUCGGCUUUGCCAGUGAUGGUGAUCUGGAAACCUCCAUUGACCACUGGGGUGGAUGGUUGGCUUGCACCGACAACACCUUAUACUAUAUCAACACAGCUGGCACUGGUACAUACGAUGGAUGCGAGAUUGUCGAGUUGAAGCCAUCUUCCUAG
This is a messenger RNA of Penicillium malachiteum, 474 nucleotides long. RefSeq lists its product as uncharacterized. The transcript is spliced from 3 exons. Bases 1 to 474 code for a protein of 157 amino acids. The record is from RefSeq and is a predicted model, not a curated record. Lineage: Eukaryota; Fungi; Ascomycota; Eurotiomycetes; Eurotiales; Aspergillaceae.